AUGCCGUUCGCUAUCAACAUGCUCUGGUCGGCACCAGAGAUCAACCCAUACAACAAGAAGGCCACAUCUAUUCCCGUCUUGAAUCCGAUCAACAAAUAUGGUCGUGUAUUCUUCUUCUCUUACCUGGGCUUCUUCAUUGCUUUCUGGUCAUGGUACGCGUUUCCACCUCUGCUGAGUAAGAGUAUCAAGGAGGACAUGCAUUUGUCACAAGAUCAAAUUGCCAACUCCAACAUCGUCGCGCUAUGUGCAACACUUUUGGUCCGCUUCAUUGCGGGACCCAUGUGCGACCACUUCGGCCCGCGCAUUACAUUUGCCAGCCUGCUAUUCGCCGGUGCCAUCCCGACCGCUCUGGCUGGUACUGCCCACAACGCUACGGGUUUAUACUUCAUCCGUUUCUUUGUUGGUAUUCUCGGCGGCACCUUCGUACCAUGCCAGGUCUGGACAACUGGAUUCUACGACAGGAAUGUUGUCGGCACUGCCAACGCUUUGGUCGGAGGCUGGGGUAACUCUGGCGGCGGUAUCACAUACUUCGUCAUGCCCGCUAUCUACGACUCUUUGAAGAGGGACCAGGGUCUCUCCUCGCACGUCGCAUGGAGAGUCUCCUUCAUCGUUCCAUUCAUCAUGAUCAGUGCAUGCGCUACCGGUCUCCUGCUGUUGACCGACGAUACGCCUACCGGAAAGUGGUCUGAGCGUGGUGCAACCGUAGUGUCUAGCAGCGAUCAAACCAACCAAGCUUCCGUGGUCCCCACGACCGGUGCCCUCGAUGACAAGCCUGCGACCACUGGAUCGAUUUCCUCCAACGACGAAAAGAAGCGAGAGCAACCGGCCGCUGACGUAGAGGCUGGACGUGGUGAUGUUCAAGUCAUGGACGAAUUCCAGCACGAAGUCGUAGUCAAGCCUACUUUGAAAGAGGGACUGAAGGUCAUGUUCUCUCUCCAGACACUGAUGCUCUGUGCGGGCUACUUCUGCUCCUUCGGCGGUGAACUCGCUAUCAACUCUAUCCUUGGUGCUUAUUACCUCAAGAACUUCCAGUCCCUUGGUCAAACACAAUCUGGACGCUGGGCAGCUAUGUUCGGUCUCUUGAACGUUGUUACCAGACCGCUCGGUGGCUUUAUUGCGGAUCUUAUCUACAAGGUUACCGGUCGCAACCUCUGGGCAAAGAAGUUCUGGAUCCACUUCGUUGGCGUUAUGUCUGGUAUAAUGUGCAUCGUCAUUGGAAAGGUGGAUCCCCACAACCUCAGCGAGAUGAUCGGCCUCAUUGCGGUCAUGGCCAUAUUCCUUGAGGCGGGUAAUGGUGCGAACUUCGCGCUCGUACCUCACAUCCACCCUCACGCUAAUGGCAUCCUCUCCGGCAUCGUUGGCGCGACUGGUAACUUUGGUGGUAUCAUCUUCGCCAUCAUCUUCCGCUACCACAAGACGGACUAUGCGCAGGUUUUCUGGAUUAUUGGCAUCAUGAUCAUUGCGCUCAACUGCAUGUUCAUGUGGGUAAAGCCUCUUCCCAAGGGCCAGAUUGGUGGUCGUUAG
This is a messenger RNA of Alternaria ethzedia, 1524 nucleotides long. RefSeq lists its product as uncharacterized. The transcript is spliced from 5 exons. Lineage: Eukaryota; Fungi; Ascomycota; Dothideomycetes; Pleosporales; Pleosporaceae. Gene Ontology annotation, biological process: nitrite transport; nitrate transmembrane transport. Gene Ontology annotation, cellular component: membrane. The coding region runs from base 1 to 1524 and encodes 507 amino acids. The record is from RefSeq and is a predicted model, not a curated record. Gene Ontology annotation, molecular function: nitrate transmembrane transporter activity; nitrite transmembrane transporter activity.